Molecule: messenger RNA, 1212 nt
Organism: Daphnia pulicaria
Lineage: Eukaryota; Metazoa; Arthropoda; Branchiopoda; Diplostraca; Daphniidae
Gene: Ube2g1
Product: ubiquitin-conjugating enzyme E2 G1-like
Exons: 4
Coding region: 117-623 (168 amino acids)
Biological process (GO): proteasome-mediated ubiquitin-dependent protein catabolic process; protein polyubiquitination
Molecular function (GO): ubiquitin conjugating enzyme activity
Source: RefSeq, a predicted model, not a curated record
GGCAACGUCAAAGGCUAGGACGAAGGCAAGCAAGAAGCAACGUGCUUGGAAAGACUUCUCAACUUGAGAGAAGACUUCUCAGGUUCCUCUCAACAAAUUUACGUUUUGAUUUCAUUAUGUCCGAAUUGCAGUCAGCAUUACUUCUUAGAAAACAGCUAGCAGAGUUAAACAAGAACCCUGUUGAGGGUUUCUCUGCUGGACUCAUCGAUGACAGUGACAUUUAUCGAUGGGAAGUCCUGCUCAUUGGACCACCCGACACUCUUUAUGAGGGAGGGUUCUUCAAAGCACACAUCUACUUCCCGAAAGAGUACCCGCUGAGGCCUCCCAAAAUGAAGUUCAUUACAGAGAUUUGGCACCCUAAUAUUGAGAAGAAUGGUGAUGUUUGCAUAUCUAUACUUCAUGAGCCUGGAGAUGACAAGUGGGGUUAUGAGAAAGCUUGUGAGCGGUGGUUACCCAUUCACACUGUGGAAACUAUUAUGAUCUCGGUCAUCUCUAUGCUGGCAGACCCCAAUGAUCAGAGCCCGGCUAAUGUAGACGCAGCCAAAGAAUGGCGAGAGAACUUCCCAGAAUUCAAAAGGAAGGUGGCAAGGUGCGUUCGCCGGAGUCAAGAAGAAAUGUUGUAAGGAACCGAGUAAAGAUGAAAUAGGCAGUGUAAUGUCAUCCAAUAAUUCAGUUGUGUCAAGCCCCCUCGACAGGAAUUUCUCCUGCCUAACUGAAUUUUAGGAAGGAUUUCUCUCCAAACUCGCUCAUUUGUCUUAUUUUUCCUCUCCGAUUCUAUAUUGCUUUGAAUUCUAUACAAAACAAAAUAAUAAAAGAAACGUUUCGAAAACUUCACAAACGAAAUGUUCAGAGGAAUGUCAUGAAGGUAGGCCAUGCAUGAAACCUAGGAUUAAAAUUUUCUGAUGAAAACUUAGUUGCCUGUUGCAAACCGAAAAAUUUAACUAAUGAAUUCUCCAACCUUAUUUAAAUGCAAGAGAAAAACAAAAUUCAAACAAGUUAUGUCACCACAACUUGUAGUUUCACCUCGUGAUAUCUUGUCAUUCUAUAUAUUUUUUUAAAAGCAAGUUUUCUUCCUUCUUUCCUCAUCUUUGAAAUCAACAUUUCCUUACUCGUCACCCUUCAAUUUAUCCCAUACGGGUGGUUGUGUGUGCGUGUUUUUGCACGUCUGAAAAGCAAUUUUUGACAAGAAUAAAUGUCGAUUCAGGCCUUGUA